Molecule: messenger RNA, 5512 nt
Organism: Oryctolagus cuniculus (rabbit)
Lineage: Eukaryota; Metazoa; Chordata; Mammalia; Lagomorpha; Leporidae
Gene: CHML
Product: CHM like Rab escort protein
Biological process (GO): intracellular protein transport; protein geranylgeranylation; vesicle-mediated transport
Cellular component (GO): cytosol; cytoplasm; nucleus
Molecular function (GO): GDP-dissociation inhibitor activity
Source: RefSeq, a predicted model, not a curated record
AUGGCGCACAGUCUCCCCACAGAGUUUGAUGUGGUUGUAAUAGGGACAGGUUUGCCAGAGUCUAUCCUUGCAGCUGCAUGUGCAAGAAGUGGUCAGAGGGUUCUGCAUCUUGAUUCAAGAAGUUAUUAUGGAGGAAACUGGGCUAGUUUCAGCUUUUCUGGAUUACUAUCCUGGCUGAAUGAGUAUCAACAAAACAGUGACAUUGGGGAAGAAAGUAUUGCUACAUGGCAAGACUCAAUCCAUGAAACAGAAGAAGCCAUCCCUCUUUGCAAGAAGGAUAAAAGCAUCCAACAUACAGAAGUUUUUUGUUACGCCAGUCAAGAUAUGGAGGACAGUGUUGAAGACAUUGGUGCUGUGCCAAAAAAUCCUUCCUCAGCGGCAUCUAGUACCCUCACAGAACCUCUGAAUUCUGCAGCCUUCCCCAAAGAAAGGCACUCAUCAGACUUUGCUCACUAUGAAAUGUCUGCAAAACACACUCAAAAAAAUGAAACAGAGAUUUCACUUGAAGUAACUGAUAUAGAAGAAUCACUGGAGAAAGAAAAGUAUUGUGGAGACAAAACUUCUGCACACACUGUUUCAGAUGGAGAUGAAGAUGAAAACAACCCUAAAGAAGACAAUACUGACCAACAAAAGAGAAAUAGGACUACUUAUUCUCAAAUAAUUAAAGAAGAGAGGAGAUUUAAUAUUGAUUUGGUGUCAAAGCUGCUAUAUUCUCAAGGAUCCUUAAUUGAUCUUUUAAUCAAAUCCAAUGUUAGUCGUUAUGCUGAAUUUAAAAAUGUCACCAGGAUUCUUGCAUAUCGGGAAGGGAAGGUGGAACAGGUUCCUUGUUCUAGAGCAGAUGUCUUUAAUAGCAAAGAACUCACCAUGGUUGAAAAGAGGAUGCUAAUGAAAUUUCUUACAUUCUGUCUAGACUAUGAGCAGCAUCCUGAUGAAUACCAAGAUUUCAAACAAUGUUCAUUUUCAGAGUACUUGAAAGCUAAAAAACUAACCCCCAACCUCCAACAUUUUGUGCUACAUUCAAUUGCAAUGACAUCAGAAACCUCAUGUACUACAUUAGAUGGUCUUAAAGCAACAAAAAUUUUUCUUCAGUGUCUUGGACGGUUCGGCAACACUCCCUUUUUAUUUCCUGUGUAUGGUCAAGGUGAAAUCCCCCAGUGUUUCUGCAGAAUGUGUGCAGUUUUUGGUGGAAUCUACUGUCUUCGUCAUAAAGUACAGUGUCUUGUAGUUGACAAAGAAUCUGGAAGAUGUAAAGCCAUUAUAGAUCACUUUGGUCAAAGAAUAAAUGCUAAGUAUUUUAUCAUGGAGGAUAGUUACCUUUCUGAGGAAACAUGCUCAAAUGUGCAGUAUAAGCAAAUCUCAAGGGCAGUGCUCAUCACAGAUCAGUCUCUACUAAAGACAAAUUCAGAUCAGCAGAUUUCCAUUUUGAUAGUGCCUCCAGUGGAAGCACAGACUUGUUCUGUCCGGGUCACAGAAUUAUGUUCUUCAACUAUGACAUGCAUGAAAGACACAUAUCUGGUACAUCUAACGUGUCCAUCUUCAAAAACGGCACGAGAAGACCUAGAACCAGUGACGCAGAAAUUAUUCACUCCUUAUGCUGAAACAGAAAUGGAACAGGAAGGGCCUACAAAACCAAGACUCUUAUGGGCUCUUUAUUUUAACAUGAGAGAUUCCUCAGUAGUCAGCAGAGGCUCCUAUGAUGGCUUACCUUCCAAUGUUUAUGUCUGCUCUGGGCCUGACUGUGGCCUGGGAAAUGAGCAUGCAGUCAAGCAAGCCGAAACACUUUUUCAGGAGAUCUUUCCAGGUGAAGAAUUCUGCCCUCCACCUCCAAAUCCAGAAGACAUUAUCUAUGAUGGUAAUGACAGGCUACUGGAGGCUUCUGGAACCAGUGAUACAACAAUGGCCAAACAAGAAUCCUCUGAGGACAGCAAAAACUUAGAAAGUCCAGAGAAGCAGCUUCAAAAUUAGAAGAAAAAAAAAGUGGAAAUCCUCUUCCUCUUCAUCCUCGCAUCAGAAUACUCUCAUUUAAAGGCCAUGUUUCCAUAUGAAUAAUUGGAAGUGGUUAUAUGGUGAAUGCUCUGCAGAUUUUGUCUUUGACUCUGCUUAGGGUAUUCAGCCUUAGGUGUUUUUUAUUAACCUGUCACUAAUUGACUUGUCAGUUGUUGGAGUCUUUGUUUCAGAAUCUGCUCUGUGAUCAGAAUCUUAAAGCAGGGAUACCUUUGUUUUAAUAUUGUAUGUAUUGAGUUCCAUGUUAGCAACUCAAAGAUUAUAUUGUGUAUACUAUUGAUCUUCAGACUGUCAUUUUCUACAGGACAAUAAAUAGGACCUUAGGAAUAUUUUAGUUACUUUGGCAGCUGUUAUGUUGCUAUCACAUCUGUUUGAACAGUGAAAUACACAAAUAGUAAAUUAUGUGGGUCUUUGUAUAUAAUAUAAAAACGCAGAGUUCAUAGUAGGAAUAUCACUAUAAGUGCCAAUAUGAUAAAAGACAUUUGUUUAUAUUUGUUAAAGGAUUAGCUGUGCGUGAUUCUUUAUUCUUUGUGAAGAAUUUUACAUUUUGCCAUUUUUUGCACCUACUUGAUCCUUAUAACUGAUGGGGCAGUGAAGCCAUCCAGCAUUGCUUUCUACUUUGUGAAAAUAAUCUGAGUUCACUUAACUGAAGAGCUCAGAAAAUUCCUGCAGAGUCCUGCUCUAGCACAUGAAAGAAAAGGACUUCCAACAAAUAACUCAGGCCCAAAGGAAAAAUAAAUCACCUCAGGAAAAGAUGGUUAGGAAUGGCUGUUUGAAAUUCCUGAAAAGGAAGUCCUAUGGAGAAACAGGAUGAGUCACUUAAAAAUUUGAGAUUACAGCCAGUUUUAAAAACCCUCUGUAAGUAGUUUACCUGCAGUUUUCUCAGGGUGUAACCUAUUCCUUGUUGGUUCUACCACCUUAAUUAGCAGCAUUGACUGCAAUUAAUAGGAAUAAGUCAGAGGAGGAUUUACUGUGCUGUUUGCUUAUAUCCCACCCCACAAAUAGGUGAACAGUCUUCAUAAUCACGUCUGCCUCUUGGCUGUGUUCUGGAGAACAAAAACUCUUCGCAGAACCACUAGAAGGCACAAAACUGGCUAUACUCCACUGGAGCUAUCAGGAGAGGUUCCUCAUUUAGUCUCAUGUCUGUUCUUCAGGCAGAGAAUGGUGGUCCUAUAGGAAGCAAGCCCUUUCUCGAACAGAGCAUUCACUGUGUGCCAGGCAUUUAAUAUCGUGCUUUCUCACUACAGCUUCUCAAUAACAGUGUGAAGCAGAUAUUAAGCCAUACACUUUAAAAAAGAGAUGAUGGAAACAAUUAUUUAUAAUUUUCUCAGUGCACUGUGUACAAGAGCCAUCACUGGAGCCCAACAGGAUUACAAAGUCCUUUUUUCUGUUGUUUAUGAUUACAAUAGUAUACAUACUGUAUUAGAAGGAAAAGGUGCCCAUGAAAACCGGAAUCUAAUAUUGCUGGGGGGAAAAGUGGACAGAUGCCAGUCUUGCAGUUGACUAUUGAAUAAGAGAAAUAUGAAGAUUAAGAUUAAUUAUAAGUAAAUAUAUGUUAAAGCUACGAAUCUAAGAAAGCAGAAUUUGGCUAAGUUUUAACAGAAUAAUGCUCUUCAGUAACAUGUCUGUUGGUCUGAAGAUUGUUAUAUAAAACAACUAUUAAUUGGCCAAAAUAUACUCUGAAUAGUCUUUUGUUGCUCUUCUAAUAUGAGGGAAAUAAGACAGACUUAAAUACUGGACAGCUUAUUGUUAAGUAGAAAAGUCAUUGAUUGGUAUCAAUACUGGUUUUCUUGAAUAUAGUAAAGAGGUAUGAUUGAGUGGAUCCUAAAGUUUAAACCUAUCAAAACAAGUGAGAUGCCUGAAUUGACUUACAAAAUAGUAUUAAAAUAAAAAGAGAUUUAAGAUAUUAAAAUGGAGGUGAAAAUAAUCCAGAUCUACUGAAAAGUUUUUCACUAUCAUUGAUUUUUUAGGUUUCUCACAAUGUGAUAAUUACUUAACUAAAAUUAUAUAUAUUGGGAAAAAAUAUAUAAGAAACAUUUCUCAAAUAGAAAUUAAUGGUGGCAUCAUUUUUAUUUAUAUAUUAUUAUUAUUAUUUAUAUAUUAAGCCUGUCACUGCAAUAAAAUAUAUAAAACAAAGAUAAAGCAUAAAUAUUAUUUUCUGUUAACAUGGCUUUAUAGUUAGCUAAACCUAUAGUAUCUUAUAAAUAUACUAUCAAUAAAAGACCAAUUCAAGAAGUUGCAGGAGAUACAGUUUUUUUAAAUUAAUAUUGUUUCUAGAUUCCAGUAGUGAUGGCAAUUUAAAAAGUGCUUGGGUAUUAAAAUAUGUGAGCCUUUUAAAGAAAAUUGUACUGGUAUGUUGGGAAGUGUGAGCAAAGUUUGUUUAAAAAAAAAAAAAACUGGGAAAAAUGGGAGCAUAAGCAUGUUAUUAAGCAGCCUUGCUAAGUAUCCUGUAGUACUGAGUAGAAAGUUUAAGACUAAUAAGCCAGUUAGAAAUAAAUACCUAAAAUUGUUGGUGAAAAGAUUAGCUGAAUGUCAUUAUGGAGAAAGCUAUUAAAUGAUCCACUUCAUGUAUGAUAAUGAAGUUUAUUCCAGAUGAAUUAAAAUGUUAAACAGAAAGGUAAAAAUAAAAAGACAACAAUUUUCAUCCCAGUAGUGGCACAAAGAAACCUUAUGGCAAUGAAAAACAGCUAUUGACAAGGUAGAUCAACUAAUUCAUGCCAUUAGAUUAGCCAAAAACAAAUCUUGCAUGUGCCCUUAUAAAGAACUACUUAAAUAAAUAUGUAGAAGCCUAUAACAAGAGCUCUGUAACUUUUUUUUUAACAUGAGAGGCAAAUAGAGCUCCCAUCUGCUGGUUCUAACCCCCCACCCCCACUCACACACCAGAUGCCUAUAACUGGCUAAGGUGGAAGAUAGGAGCUGGGAACUCAACCAAGUCUUCUGUCUGGGUGGCAGGAACCCAACUACUUGAGCCAUCACUGCCGCCUCUCAGUAAUUCUCCCAAGGUUCAUUUAGUAGGAAACGAGUAGGGAACCAGACCUGGAAUUGAACUCAGGCACUGUGAUAAGGAAUGUGGGCAUCUUAACCACAAGGCCAAGUUCCAGCUCCUGAUCCACCAUCUGACAUACUGAUUCACUUUGAGUAACAUAUGCCUAGAAGAAUAUUUAAAAGCAAAAUGUACAUAAAUGCUUUAGCUUUCCAUACAAGCAUUUUUUUCUUUUAAAUCCAUCAACUGAAAAAUGGAUAAAUAAUUUUGAUGUAUUACUCUUGGCAUCAUAAACUGUUACAUAGCCUUUAAAAUUAACUGGUAAUAUGUAGUAUAUGCAAAGAAAUGUUUAAACAAGACUCAAAAUGUUCAUCAGAACAUAAAUUAUGUUUACUGAUUAUAUUUGUGUGAAAACUUAGGUCUCCCUGUUGAAUCACAAAACAGGUAAUUGCAAUGUAACAUUAAAGGUCUCUGUCUUUUUUUCUGUAAAAUAUUGAUGUGUGCAAUAAAAAAAAUAAAGAUUAA